Lachnellula hyalina is the source of this 1560-nucleotide messenger RNA. RefSeq names its product Tip elongation aberrant protein. Gene Ontology annotation, molecular function: protein binding. The transcript has a single exon. The record is from RefSeq and is a predicted model, not a curated record. The coding region runs from base 1 to 1560 and encodes 519 amino acids. NCBI's taxonomy places the organism in Eukaryota, Fungi, Ascomycota, Leotiomycetes, Helotiales, Lachnaceae.
AUGGCUGAUUCACAGAGGUCAGACAGGUCCAACCGUCACAGUAUCAAGACUGGCAAGCAAGUCCGCUCCCAGAAGAUUAUUCAGCUCUCUCCUACGGAUACGAGACCCCCAGAUAUCCCCGAGGAUUCCGAACUUCCACGAGAGCAUAUUCCUCCUACACGAAGUCAUACGCCAGGACAUUUGUCCACGAAAAGUCAGGAUAAGAAGAAGAAGGCUUCAGAAUUAGCCUUGCGUCAGCGCUCGCAAUCACUGUCCCAGAAAGACCAGCAUUCAGAAUCUCCAAGAUCCUCUUCGAAACAUCCCCCCACUCGUUCUGCAACCACACCAAAGCCAGAUAAUCCUCUCUCCCCUCCAGUCUCGAGCACUCCAGCUUCUGCCCCAGGUACCCCAGAUCCUCGAAGACCUCUGAACAUACGAUCUACAUCAGCGAUAGCCUCGAAACCAAAUAAAGAAGGGAAUCCAUCCCCCGUUACUAUCUCACGAAAUACAACUCCAGCUCAACGUCCUCCCCGUGGCCCACAUGUCCCCUUCCCACCUCUUCCCGACCCUAAGACGGCCCCAGAUGUGGAACCAGCGCCCGCCAGUGGCAUGUACUGGUCGCGGGCCCCAGUAUCAGGGGCAUCUCAUACCUCUCUCAGAGCCCACACGUCUACCUUGAUCGGCUCCAAUAUCUAUAUAUUCGGUGGCUGCGAUUCCCGUAGCUGCUUCAACGAACUAUACGUAGUUGACGCCGACGCAUUCUACUUCUCCUCGCCCCAUGUCUGUGGCGAUAUCCCCGUGCCUCUCCGCGCUAUGACCUGCACUGCCGUUGGCAAGAAACUCAUUGUUUUCGGCGGCGGUGACGGGCCUGUGUAUUACAAUGAUGUGUACGUGCUAGAUACGGUGAACUUUCGGUGGACGAAGCCGAUAAUAGGGGGUGAUAGGCAGCCUAGUAAGAGAAGGGCGCAUACCGCUUGUUUGUACAGAAAUGGUAUCUACAUUUUUGGUGGUGGGGAUGGAGUCAGGGCGCUGAACGAUGUGUGGAGGCUGGAUGUUGCGGAUACAAAUAAGAUGUCUUGGAAGCUCAUCUCAGCGCCCUCGUCUGUUUCUUCAGAGGAUGAAAACAAACCAAAAGCGAGAGGUUAUCAUACGUCGAAUAUGGUAGGCAGCAAGUUGAUUAUCUUUGGGGGGUCGGAUGGCGGGGAAUGUUUCCGUGAUGUUUGGGUUUUUGAUGUGGAAACGAAGGCAUUUUCGCCGGUCCGUAUCCCCCUGUCGUACCCGCGGCUUUCUCACACUGCUACGAUUGUGGGGAGUUAUCUGUUUGUGAUAGGCGGCCAUGAUGGAGUGGAAUACUCGAACGAAGUGUUGCUUCUCAAUCUCGUGACUAUGGUCUGGGAUAAGAGGAAGAUAUAUGGGAUAGCUCCUAAACCUAGAGGCUAUCAUGGAGCCGUGCUUCAUGAUAGUAGGCUUGUGGUAGUAGGGGGUUUUGAUGGAAGUGAAGUCUUCGCGGAUGUGCAGGUCCUUGAAUUGGCUGUGCAUGCGUAUUAUAGCCAGAUCAGUCAUUUCAGUAUCGAUGUCUGA